This is a messenger RNA of Ixodes scapularis (black-legged tick), 442 nucleotides long. RefSeq lists its product as uncharacterized. Gene Ontology annotation, molecular function: zinc ion binding. The record is from RefSeq and is a predicted model, not a curated record. Bases 32 to 442 code for a protein of 136 amino acids. Lineage: Eukaryota; Metazoa; Arthropoda; Arachnida; Ixodida; Ixodidae. The transcript is spliced from 3 exons.
AAUCGGGUCCGGAUUUGUUCCGUGCUGCCUCAUGGACGACGGACACACCAGAGAUCGAGUUACGGUUGCGCUGCCGGUGAGCAGCAUUAAUCGGUAUGUGGACAAGGCCUGCGAGACAAGUCGGUGCCUCAUCGAGGCCGAGGAUGUGUACUAUGCUGGCCACGUCGUUGAGUGCGCCGUUGAAACGGCCCACGGCGACCGCUACACAUUCCUGGCGUUUGUUUUACAAACAUCCGCAAUCUCUGGCGCCCCGCACGAGGUGAAAGUCGCCGUCUGCAGGUCGGAGGUCGACCAAGCCAGCUGCACGUGCAAGGCAGGAAACUACAAGUGCAAGCACAUUGUGGCUGUUUUACUUCACAUCAACGCUGCAAGAAAGUUCGAACAGCUAUCGCAACCGACCAGCCUCAGAAGUGGGGCAAAGUGCAAAAGGAGCGCGUCAUGA